AUGGGCCCUUUCGUGAGCUCUUAUGGCAUGACCUACAUCUUCGUAGCUGUGGACUACGUCUCCAAAUGGGUCGAGGCAAUCGCCUUGCCUAACAAUGAAGCAAGGAGUGUGACCGCAUUCUUGAACAAGAACAUAUUCACACAAUUUGGUACCGCAAGGGCCAUGCUGAGUGAUGGUGGUUCUCAUUUCUGCAACAAAGCUUUCCCCGGGCUGCUUGAAAAGACCGACUGGUCAAGGAAGCUAGAUGAUGCGUUGUGGGCAUAUCGUACAACAUUUAAGACUCCCAUUGGCACUUCACCGUACCAACUGGUUUUUGGAAAAGCGUGUCACUUUCCAGUGGAUCUUGAACACAAAUCCAUGUGGGCAUUGAAGAAGUUGAAUCUUGAUUGGGCCGAGGCUGCUAACCUGAGAAUGACACAACUCAAUAAGAUGGAGGAAUUCUGUCUCCAUGCCUAUGAGAGUGCAGCCAUGUACAAGGAGAGAAUAAAGUUUGUCCAUGAUAAGAAGAUCUUGAAGCGGAAAUUCAAGUCCGCUGACUUGGUCUUACUCUUCAAUUCAAGACUCAAGUUAUUUUCGAAAAAACUCAAGUCCAAUUGGGCUGGCCCGUUCAAAGUUGUGAGUGUGUCCCCCUAUGGUGCUAUUGAACUUGAGUCGGAGGAUGGAACUCGAACUUUCAAAGUGAAUGGUCAACGAGUCAAGCAUUAUCUCGGUAGUCCAAAAUAUAAUGAACAGGGUGCUAGUGCUGAGGAAAAUGAAGGAAAGAAAGGUCCAGAGUUUGUGACAACUAUGCGGUCGCAUAAUGACUAUGCGAACCGCAUAGUCAUCACAGACACAGGCAGAAAAAUUGGCCUGCGGUAA
Nicotiana attenuata is the source of this 858-nucleotide messenger RNA. RefSeq lists its product as uncharacterized. NCBI's taxonomy places the organism in Eukaryota, Viridiplantae, Streptophyta, Magnoliopsida, Solanales, Solanaceae. The coding region runs from base 1 to 858 and encodes 285 amino acids. Gene Ontology annotation, biological process: DNA integration. The transcript is spliced from 3 exons. The record is from RefSeq and is a predicted model, not a curated record. Gene Ontology annotation, molecular function: nucleic acid binding.